GCCCCUCUUUGUUGCGGUGGCCAAUGGACGCAUUCGGAACAUCGGCGGCUGCCCGGGUGACUCGGUUAUAUAUCACAGAAUAACAUUCGAGAAUGGGACAUGGAAUGAGGCGACGGCCACAGCAGCCCCCGCCGCCCCAGGCCCAGCAGGAGCUGCGACAGCAGCAGCCCCCGCCGCCCCCGCCGCCCGGAGAGGCUCCGCAGCCAUGAGGCCGACCGGCCCGAGGCCCGGCCCAUAAGCGGAGCUCCAGCAGCCGCUCCCCUUUUGCGCGUCCUGCGGCAGCGAGAGGCAUGGAGAAGGCCGCCCCCGUGGGGCGCUGAUCCCCGCGCCGCCCGCCGCCGCCGCGACCCCCGCCCCAGCCCUCGCCCCCGCCCCGCCCCGCCCCGGCCCCGCCAUGACCGGCUCGGCUGCUGACACUCACCGCUGCCCCCACCCCAAAGGCGCCAAAGUCACCCGCUCCCGGAGCAGCCACGCGCGGCCCGUGAGCCUCGCCACCAGCGGGGGCUCAGAGGAGGAGGACAAAGACGGCGGGGUGCUAUUUCACGUUAACAAGAGUGGCUUCCCCAUCGACAGCCACACCUGGGAGCGCAUGUGGAUGCACGUGGCCAAGGUGCACCCCAAGGGGGGAGAAAUGGUGGGUGCCAUCAGGAAUGCCGCCUUUUUGGCAAAGCCUACAAUACCCCAGGUUCCAAACUACAGGCUUUCAAUGACGAUUCCAGACUGGCUCCAGGCAAUCCAGAACUACAUGAAGACGCUACAAUACAAUCAUACAGGGACCCAGUUCUUUGAAAUUAGGAAAAUGAGACCAUUGAGUGGGUUGAUGGAAACAGCAAAAGAAAUGACUCGAGAGUCCUUGCCUAUCAAAUGCCUUGAAGCUGUCAUCCUGGGCAUAUACUUAACCAAUGGACAGCCUUCCAUCGAGCGAUUCCCCAUCAGCUUUAAAACCUACUUCUCAGGAAACUACUUUCACCAUGUUGUGCUGGGGAUUUAUUGCAAUGGCCGCUAUGGCUCGCUGGGCAUGAGCCGAAGGGCCGAGCUGAUGGACAAGCCGUUGACCUUUCGGACUCUGAGUGACCUCAUCUUUGACUUUGAAGACUCCUAUAAGAAAUACCUGCACACAGUCAAGAAGGUCAAGAUUGGGCUGUAUGUUUCCCAUGAGCCUCACAGCUUCCAGCCCAUUGAGUGGAAGCAGUUGGUCCUCAAUGUCUCAAAGAUGUUGAGGGCAGACAUAAGGAAGGAGCUGGAGAAAUAUGCCAGGGACAUGAGAAUGAAGAUCCUGAAGCCUGCAAGUGCCCACUCCCCAACCCAGGUGAGGAGUCGUGGAAAAUCCCUGUCCCCCCGAAGAAGACAGGCAAGCCCCCCAAGGCGGCUCGGCAGGCGAGACAAGUCGCCUGCACUGCCUGAAAAGAAGGGGGCUGAUCUCAGCACUCUGAAUGAAGUGGGCUAUCAAAUCCGAAUUUAGGCAAGCCGCCCAGCUGGCAAGAGGGCUUCUAUGGUGCUUCUCUCUGCACUUUACCCAGCAUCUUCAGGAGGAACUGCAACUAUUUAUUAAGAACUUGUGACUUUUAUUUUUAAGGAUUUGCUUAGAAAUAGAAUCUGAGUGGGUGUUAACUUUAAAAAACUCACCAAGGGGCAACCAUGAAAAGACUAACCCCUGUUCCCGGGGAUGUAGUGUCACUCACUGUGGAUAGAAGGAUACCAUUAACUGUAGUUUUAUGUUUUUCCAUUUACCUACUUCUACUUGCUUUGAACAUUAUACUUCACCAGUAGUAAAUGUUCAUGAAAUCCUCCCUUCCACUUUUGA
Molecule: messenger RNA, 1804 nt
Organism: Manis pentadactyla (Chinese pangolin)
Lineage: Eukaryota; Metazoa; Chordata; Mammalia; Pholidota; Manidae
Gene: VASH2
Product: vasohibin 2
Exons: 8
Coding region: 395-1462 (355 amino acids)
Biological process (GO): regulation of angiogenesis
Cellular component (GO): cytoplasm
Source: RefSeq, a predicted model, not a curated record